AUUUUAGGGAUGGCCUGGGAAAGGGGAGGGAGAAUAAUGAAUGAAAGAAUGGUAGAGUGCAGAGAGAGCGAACGCGGAGAGAGCGGAGCCAGUUUGAAGGCCAUUGCGGAGAGAGUCACAUGUGCUUUUCGGGUUUUCGAGAGGUGUGUGGGGCAGUAGGGCAAAGAAGGAGACUGCCCAAGAGCAGGCCCAAGAAACAGGAACAGGAAGAAUCGAAAAACUUGACGAAAGAGAGCUCCGAAGAGAGAGUGUUCUCUGGCAGAUAGAAGCUCUGCCGGCGCCGACGUCGGCAGCGGCAGAGGCGAGAACUUUCCAUGGCUGACAAAAAAAAAGCGGCGACAUUAAACAGCGGUACCUUCAACCGAUCACAUUUGCCUUUGAAGCAAGCCAUUGAAUAAUUCAUUAAAUAAUAAAUACAAAAAUAUACCUUUGGAAAAUCACAACAAAUUUCGAAAAGGAUUAAGUGCUUAUUCCUUGGAAAUCUUUCCUGUUGGAAAAAUAUGUCUUAUUAGCCCGGAAAACAAAUCAAAGUGCAUGUUAGAGAACACAAACGUAUCGACAAACACACAGACAAAAAAGAAAUGUGGCAGAAAACAACAGAAUGGUGGCGAGCUGCGUCAGCAUGGAAAUUUAAUUAGCGACAGUUGAGUUCAGCUGAGCAGCGUUAAGACGCGCGGAUUGCCACACCCCCAGCAACCACCCACCGCCCACCACCCACUCGACCACCCAAAAACAAAAGAAGAGGAUUGCGAUUUCGUUGAUUUUUGCAUGACGACAGCAAAAAGCGAAAAGGCGGAACAACAAUCGAAAUGCAACUGCACGCGUGUGUGGGUGUGCGAGCGAGGCAGCCUAUGCAAAGCAGACAUGCGCUCUCUCCUCUCAGCGCAGCGACUUGAACUUGAAAACUUUUUACUGCCGGCAAAACGGGAGAGGCAGUGCAAGAGAGCCAAAGAGAGCGCUAUGAUUCCGCCCACAUUUGCCACGCCCCCGCUGCCGCCGGAAAAAGCUUUUGACGACACGCAACGUAGCAUAAAAAGCAGCAUAUCGGGAAAUCCCCCGAGUUUCCCCCCGCCCAACAUUGGCCAGAAGGUGGCGCUCGUGGCGCCAAAAAAGCUCUACCAACUGAAGUUCGCUCUAAAAAAACAUCCGCAAGAUGAGCCCGAACGAAUUUACCAAAUUAGUGCCACCACAAUCAAGUAACCUCAAUUGGCUAUGCGCUUUGGCAGUGUGGUUAGCUGGUUGUGUAGCCAAUUAUUGCCGUUGACAAUUCACAGCCACUAUCUUCACUGCCGCCGCGACAGGCUAAUGCAACGAUAAUGGUGUUUAGGAGGAGGUGGAAGGAUAUACUUGAAAUCCCAGAGGAAGGACUGGUUCUGGACCCCAUAUCGAGAAGAACUUUGAAUCCAACUAAAUCACGGCGUGAUCCACAACAGCUUUUCCAGACAUCACUACUUCAAAUAAAUAUGA
Messenger RNA from Drosophila subpulchrella, 1467 nucleotides. RefSeq lists its product as uncharacterized. Lineage: Eukaryota; Metazoa; Arthropoda; Insecta; Diptera; Drosophilidae. The coding region runs from base 769 to 1200 and encodes 143 amino acids. The record is from RefSeq and is a predicted model, not a curated record. The transcript is spliced from 4 exons.